This is a messenger RNA of Vanessa tameamea, 1105 nucleotides long. Its product is annotated as serine hydrolase-like protein. The transcript has 6 exons. Lineage: Eukaryota; Metazoa; Arthropoda; Insecta; Lepidoptera; Nymphalidae. The record is from RefSeq and is a predicted model, not a curated record. Gene Ontology annotation, molecular function: hydrolase activity. The coding region runs from base 160 to 1083 and encodes 307 amino acids.
UCAAUAAACAAUACUUCAUUCAUUCAAAAUUCUAACCUCAGCUAUAUAAUUCCUGAUAAUAAAAAAAUGACCUUCGCUUCUAGGUGUAGGUAUAAAUUAUAAUUACAUAUUUAUUACUGUAUUUUCCGAUAUCUCAGUAGACAGUAGUAUUCAUCGAAAAUGUUGAAAAAAACUGAAGAAUGGUCCAUUGAAGCAAUAUGGGGUAAAAUCGCCUGUGUAUCGUGGGGCGAUCCUGGAAAUUUCCCUGUGUUGAUGGUCCAUGGUCAUAUGGACACUGCCGCAACCUUCAUACCGAUUGUACAGCAUUUACCUGACAAGUACUAUUACGUAGCGAUCGACUUACCUGGUCAUGGCAAAUCAGAUCCGUUUCCGGUGGGUCCUCUCAUCUCCCAAGCUCACCAUAUGGUGGCGAUACAAUUGGUGAUCCAGCAUUUGAAAUGGGAAGCAUUUGUCUACAUGGCACAUUCCAGUGGAUUUAUUAUAGGAAUUCUCUACAACUACAUAUAUCCAAACAGAAUAUCAAAAAUGGUGAACCUGGACCCCCCACCACCGCUCUCUAUGAAUUGUUUCCCAGAUUAUAGCCCUAAUUUGUGGUAUCAAUACUUUUAUGAUGAUUAUUAUGAGAAUUAUUCAAGAUGGGAACUCGAACAUAGUAAAGAAUAUUCAUACGAACAAGCAAUAAACCUACUAGUAAGGAGUAGGAAGCUGAGUAAGGAACAGUCUGCCGUUGUGCUGUCCAGAACAUUGGUGCCUGUUGGUAAUGGUAAAUACAGAUUGUCCUGGGAGCCCCGUAUGAAAAAAGUGGUAGCAAUACCAAUGACAGAAGAAAUGCUUAUUAAAAUUGCCACAACUAAUGCACCAGCUAUGUUAAAUAUCGUAGCGUCUAUUGACGAAACUUUUGAAAUGUUAAAGGAGCGCGGCGAUCAUUUAAUGAAAAGAUUACAAGAAUCGAUACCGGUUUUUAUCGUUAUAAACGUCACGGGAACACACGAUAUUCACAUCACUAAACCUGAAGCCUUUGUCGAUAAAAUUAAUGAUUUCUUAAAUAGUGAUAUUAAAACGAAACGCCUAGCUAAAUUAUAAUAUUAAAUGUAUUUUUAUUUGA